Molecule: messenger RNA, 1734 nt
Organism: Candoia aspera
Lineage: Eukaryota; Metazoa; Chordata; Lepidosauria; Squamata; Candoiidae
Product: vomeronasal type-2 receptor 26-like
Exons: 5
Coding region: 1-1734 (577 amino acids)
Biological process (GO): G protein-coupled receptor signaling pathway
Cellular component (GO): plasma membrane
Molecular function (GO): G protein-coupled receptor activity
Source: RefSeq, a predicted model, not a curated record
AUGCAAAGUCUUUCACAGAAAUCUUUUAUCUGCUCCUACACCAAGGAUGCUUUUUGUGUGAAAGGCUGGAGACGGUGCAGAGAGAGGGAAGAACGGGAGGCUCUUCCCCAGGAGGAGAUCAAUCAGAUCCUGGCUCUUGACAACUAUUUCAUUUCCAGCACCGUCUGGGCUGUGUCACGAGCCUUACAUGCAGCCUCUUUAGCCAGAUCCAAGAGGACAAGGAACAAAGUUGGCAAGAACACUGGAGCCCCACACUUGAAGGCCUGGCAGUUUUACAAUAAUUCCACCAAAGGGGUGUAUUUGGAUGAGCAUGGACAGCUGGUAGCGGACCUGGACAUUGUACGCUGGGUGUAUUCUACCGAUAAGUCCGUUAGUAGAGUGAAAUUUGGGAGUCUAAAAAGAGAACAAUCCCUGGAUUUCAAAUUUAUGAUCCACCAGAAUGCUACUGCAGAAAUGGUGAAGCUGAACCAGCCCCUGCCUCCUUCCCGGUGUGUGGAAAGCUGUCGUCCUGGAUUCAGGAAGGUGGCUCAGGAAGGGAGGCCCAUCUGCUGCUAUGACUGUCACCCUUGUGCUGAAGGAACCAUCUCCACCACGGAAGAUGCAGAAAAAUGCAACAAAUGUCCAGAAGAUCAAUAUCCAAACAUCCGUCGAGAUCACUGUAUAGACAAGAUUAUGACCUUCCUAUCCUAUGAUGAAAAUCUGGGGAUCAUCCUGGCUUCCCUUGCCUUGUUCCUUUCACUAAUCACAGCCUUUGUCCUGGGAAUCUUCAUUAAAUUCCAAGACACUCCAAUCAUCAAAGCCAACAAUCGGGACCUCUCUUAUAUCCUCCUUGUAUCACUUCUGCUUUCCUUCUUGACCUCUUUCCUCUUCAUUGGACAGCCAAGCAGAGCCACCUGCCUUCUCCGACAAACAGCCUUCAGCAUCAUUUUCUCACUUGCUGUCUCUUCUGUCUUGGCCAAAACAGUCAUGGUGGUUUUAGCCUUCUUGGCCACAAAGCCAGGAAAUAAAGUGCAGAGAUGGCUGGGGAAAAGCUUGGCCAACUCCAUUGUCCUCUCUUGCUCUGGUCUCCAAGUUGUCCUCUGCAGCAUCUGGUUGGGGACCUCUCCCCCCUUCCCUGAGUCUGACAUGAACUUGUUGUACAGAGAGAUCAUCCUGCAAUGCAAUGAAGGUUCUGUCCCCAUGUUUUAUGGUGCCCUUGGCUACAUGGGCUUCCUGGCUGCUGUCUGCUUCUUAGUGGCCUUUCUGGCCAGGAACCUCCCUGGGGCCUUCAAUGAAGCCAAGCUGAUCACCUUCAGCAUGCUGGUCUUCUGCAGUGUCUGGCUCUCCUUUGUGCCCACUUACCUGAGCACCAAAGGGAAGUACAUGGUGGCUGUGCAGGUCUUCUCCAUCUUGGCUUCCAGUGCUGGCCUGCUGGGUUUCAUCUUUUCCCCUAAAUGCUAUAUUAUUUUCCUAAGACCAGAUCUGAAUACAAAAGAACAUGAGAUCAGCAAAGAUCCCCACUUCUUACCCAACGUCACCCUGGGCUACAGCCUCCAUGACAACUUUCGAGACAGAAGAAUGACUUUGGAUGCUCUGCUGGACCUGCUUUCCACUGGAGAGGCCAAUGUUCCCAACUACAGCUGUGGAAGGAAGGAAAACCUGCUGGUUCUCCUGGAAGAGGCCGACUCUGACCUAUCCAUCCUCACGGCUGCCAUGUCAGGCAUCUACACAACCCCACAGGCAUAUCGCCAGUGA